AUGCACUUAAGCCUCAUUGACUUCAGUGGGGCUUACGGUGCACUGGAAUGUAGGAAGCCUAUAGAUUCCCAAAGACUAAAACUCACAAAAGUACUGCAAGAUUUUAUGGAUUUGCAAAAGUCUGCCAGUGCCACUUCUAAACCUUCUUCUUCUUCUUCUUUUAUUUUUUGCAGAAGAGAAAAGGCAGAGGAUGUCAUGGGUGCUCCAAAUGAGACUACUGUGACUGAAUUCAUCUUGAUUGGGUUAUCCGAAUACCCCAAAGCUCAGGCUGUGUUCUUCAGUUUGUUAUUGAUGACAUACCUCAUCAGCUUUCUUGGCAAUGGCCUCAUCGUCAUAUUGAUUAUUGCCGAUCCCCACCUUCAUACACCCAUGUAUUUCUUCCUUUGCGUCCUCUCCUCUGUAGACUUUAUGAUCUCCAACAAUACAUUUCCUGAGAUCAUGGUCAACUGUUUCUUUUACAGGCCCACCAUCUCCUUCUACAGAUGUUUGGUUCAGAUGUAUGUUGGUCUUUUACUCUUUGUGACAGAAUGUUUCCUGCUCGCCAUCAUGGCGUAUGACCGCUUUGCAGCUAUCUGCCAGCCCCUCCACUAUUUCCAGAUCAUGAGCUGGAAGUUUUGCAUCACUUUAGUGGCUGCAUCUGUAAGCCUUUCUUCACUGACAACCCUGAUCCAUGCAAUGUUGCGUCCUACUGACUUAUGUGGACGACACACCAUUAACCAUUUUGUAUGUGAACUACAAUCUUUCCUCAAACUGGCCUGUUCUGACACUCGUUCUACUGAGCUUUUCAUGAACGUUUCCAGUCUCUUUGUUGUAAUGCUUCCGUUUUGCUUCAUUGUUGUUACAUAUGUGCGCAUCAGUUUAGCUGUACUGCGCAUUAGCACAACAAAGGGUCGGAAGAAAGCCUUCUCCACCUGUAGUUCUCACCUUGCUGUGGUCAGUGUCUUUUAUGGAACCAUCAUAAUUAUGUACGUGAUGCCCCACCCCAAAUCUUCUUCCGAUCAAGAUAAGAUUGUAUCUUUAAUGUACGGGGUUUUAACUCCGAUGCUCAAUCCUGUGAUUUAUACCUUGAGAAACAGGGAUGUGAAAGGAGCUUUCUGGAGCGUGUUUGGAAGGAAAAUAACAGAGUAA
Molecule: messenger RNA, 1128 nt
Organism: Eublepharis macularius
Lineage: Eukaryota; Metazoa; Chordata; Lepidosauria; Squamata; Eublepharidae
Product: olfactory receptor 13H1-like
Exons: 1
Coding region: 1-1128 (375 amino acids)
Biological process (GO): G protein-coupled receptor signaling pathway
Cellular component (GO): membrane
Molecular function (GO): olfactory receptor activity; G protein-coupled receptor activity
Source: RefSeq, a predicted model, not a curated record